Messenger RNA from Xyrauchen texanus (razorback sucker), 1682 nucleotides. RefSeq lists its product as uncharacterized. The record is from RefSeq and is a predicted model, not a curated record. Bases 129 to 896 code for a protein of 255 amino acids. Lineage: Eukaryota; Metazoa; Chordata; Actinopteri; Cypriniformes; Catostomidae. The transcript is spliced from 7 exons. Gene Ontology annotation, biological process: positive regulation of hippo signaling. Gene Ontology annotation, cellular component: plasma membrane; cell junction.
CGUGCUCUCCCUCCUCCCCCCUUGAUGUGCGUGUAUUGAUGCAGGAUCACGGCUGGUCUCAAGGGUGUAGCUCAGACACUGCAGUGGAAGGUAGGGCUUGGCUGCUGCACUAUACAAUGCGCUGAAAGAUGGUACACCAGGAGAAAUGUGUUUACCAGGCCCAGAGGAAUGAGAGGGAGUCCAUUAGACAGAAACUGGCCCUUGGCAGUUUCUAUGAUGACGGACCGGUUACCUUUACUGGCUGCAGCAAGAGCUGCUUGUCCUCACGGCUUCAGAAUGGGGUGAACCUACAGAUGUGCUUUGUGAAUGACAGCAGCAGUGACAGGGAUAGUGAUGCAGAGGACAGCAGAACAGAAACCAGCCUGGACACCCCAUUGUCUCCUAUGAGCAAGCAGAGUUCUUCUCUCUCUGACCGGGACACAGGUGAGGAAGAUCUCGACACGGAGGAUUCAGAAUUCUGGCGGCUUCAGAGACGUCUGCAGGAGGAGGCCCGUGUGGCUCUGGCUUUGGCCCGUCCAAUGGCCCGAAUGCAAGUGGAGGUGGAAAGACAGAUUCAGCUACACCGCAGAUCCCCUGUGGCAGACCUGUUGCCUCAUCUGCCACAUAUCAGUGAGAGUCUACUGAAGAGAAAUUUGAGGCCCGUGGACCUGAGGGACAUGAAUUUCGGCCAGUUACAGGUCAUCACCAAUGAUCUGCACUCUCAGAUACAAGGUCUGAAUGAGGAGCUGGUGCAGCUGUUAUUUAUGAGAGAUGAACUGCACAUGGAGCAGGAUGCCAUGCUGGUAGAUGUGGAGGAUCUAACCAGGCAUGCACAUAGCCAGCAGAGACAUAUGAUGGAGAAAUCUCUGGCCAAAGGCAAAGGAGCUUCCCACACUCGCUGUGAUUCUCCAUUCUGAGGCAAACAGUAACCAGCACAGGGGCCAACCACUUGUGUUUCACUAUGUGAUGAAGCAGCGUACUCACUAGAUUCUCUUUUUCAGUCCAACUAGAUGUGUGUUAUUGCCUAUGUUAAAAGCUUUGUGUGGAUGUAUGUUAAUUAUACAUGCUAUAAGUGUUCAUGCAUGCCCGCACCUUAGCUGAGGGUCACACACUCACUUUGCAGAAUAACUGUUAAUCAUACAUAAUGUAUACAUUAGGGAAGAACAUAAAGAAUCAGGUGACAUGGAUCUAUCAAUGGGAUUUCAUUUCACAGGUUGUAACUUUCCCUGUGAUUUCAGUACUGUUCUUUCUGGUCACUCUGUAUGGACCAUAAUAGUUCAUAUAUAUUAACACUGUCAACUAGUUAACUGCUUCUCUGUGCAGAUUAUUGCUGGAUUUGCUUAUUAACCUGCAAUUUCCCUCCCUGGGAUUAAAUCAAGUUUACUCUGACGCAGUUUUUGCACUUGCUAAUGUGCUGUGUAUGGAGCUACCCUACCUAAAAUAAGGAAAACACAACCAAAACUUUUGAAAGGUUUGAAUGGAAUCUACAUUUUAUGAAGUUGAUGUGAGCAUUGUAGUUUUUCCAUUAUUAUUGGUAAGAAGCUGCCUUGUGUGCUGGUAAUUGAUUCCUAUGUUCACGGUGAACUAUUAAGUCAGUCUUUUAAGAAUGUCAAGAUUUUACUUACUUUUUCAUCCAAAUAUGACAUUUCCUGUUUCACAGAAAUGUAAAAGUAAAUUGUGAACUAAUAAAUUACUUAACAUGG